AUGGGCUCGCGGCAACACCUUCGUGAAAUGAAAUCGGGUCCUCCUCUUCCGUAUCAAGAUGAUAUCAGAGCCAACAACAAAGAAUAUGCCGAGGCUCUUGAUGCUCGAGAUCCUCUCCGCAAAUUCCGGGAUGAAUUUAUCAUUCCAUCAAAGAAGGACCUGAAGCGAACUACAUUAGCUGUUGAUGGAGACGUCGAUGAAGCUGCAGACCCCAGAUCUAUCUAUUUCUGUGGUAACUCCCUUGGUGUUCAACCUCGCAGCACCCGGAAAUACAUUGAACAGUAUCUGCGCACCUGGGCCACAAAGGGCGUAACCGGACAUUUUGUCCCGCACGAGGACGAACUAGUGCCUCCAUUUGUCGAUGUCGAUACCGCGGGUUCAAAAAUGAUGGCCCCAGUAGUGGGAGCUUUGCAGAGUGAGGUGGCGGUCAUGGGUACCUUAACUGCCAAUCUUCACCUUCUCAUGGCCAGCUUCUACCGUCCUACUCAGGAAAAGUAUAAAGUCAUUUUAGAGGGCAAAGCAUUUCCCAGUGAUCAUUACGCAGUCGAGUCGCAAAUACGGCACCACAACUUAGAUCCCAAGGAAGCGAUGGUCUUGAUUGAACCCAAGGACCUUGAUCACCCCAUAUUAACAACAGAGCAUAUUCUCCAGGUAAUCGAUGACAAUGCUUCCAAUACGGCACUGGUCAUGCUUUCUGCAGUCCAAUUUUACACUGGUCAAUACUUUGAUAUCAAACGCAUCACAGAACAUGCUCACUCAAAGGGCAUCUUAAUCGGGUGGGAUUGUGCCCAUGCAGCUGGAAAUGUGGAUCUCCACUUGCAUGACUGGAAUGUGGAUUUUGCAGCUUGGUGCACCUACAAGUACAUCAACAGUGGACCCGGCGGAAUGGCGGGGCUUUUUGUUCACCAACGACAUGGCGACGUGGAUGAGUCUCAGCAGGAUGGCGAGGAGUCCUUCCGUCCCCGGUUUUCAGGCUGGUGGGGCCACGAUAGCAAGACACGCUUCAAAAUGGUGAACAAAUUCCUUCCACAGCCUGGUGCCGCGGGCUUUCAACUUUCGAAUCCCUCCGUGCUGGAUAUCAAUGCCGUAAUUGCAUCUCUGGAGAUAUUCAACCGGGCAACGAUGAAGGAAAUUCGACAAAAAUCGUUGAACCUUACGGGGUAUCUUGAACAUUUGCUAGUCAAGUAUCCUCUCGAUUGCCCGCCCGAAGACAAGCCUUUCACGCUUAUUACACCUUCAAACCCAGCCGAAAGAGGUGCUCAGCUCAGCUUGCGGCUUCAGCCCGGGCUUCUGGAUCAUGUUCUCCAAUAUUUGGAAGAAAACGGGGUGGUUAUCGAUGAGAGAAAGCCUGACGUGGUUCGGGUGGCACCUGCGCCAUUAUACAAUACAUAUUCAGAAGUGUGGAAGUUUUACAUGGAGAGAUCUACCUCGGUCGAUUUGGAAAAUACCCAAGACCAUGCGAGAGACGAAAGCCAGAAUAUCCAGGUUGGAAAUGUCGACUACUCUGUCUUUACACCUAACCAGAGACGUUUUAUCGUGUUUAUAGCCUCUUGGGCCGGGUUUUUCUCCCCAGUUUCUUCACAAAUCUAUUUCCCAGCGUUGAAUACUCUUGCGCAGGAUCUUCAUGUGUCUAAUUCACUGAUCAACCUCACCUUGACAAGUUAUAUGAUUUUUCAAGGUCUAUCGCCGAUGUUUAUCGGAGACUUUGCCGAUAAGGCCGGCAGACGACCAGCUUACAUGUUAUGCUUCACGCUUUACAUUGCCGCCAACAUUGGAUUGGCUUUACAAAAUAACUAUGCUGCACUUUUCGUCCUGCGGUGUCUCCAGAGUGCAGGGAGUAGCACCACUAUCGCUCUAUCCUCCGGUGUUGUCUCCGAUGUUGCUACCGUGGCUGAGCGAGGCUCCUAUAUGGGUUUCGUUGCAGCAGGUUCACUAUUAGGUCCUUCAGUUGGCCCCGUCAUCGGAGGUCUACUGGCGCAGUAUCUCGGAUGGAGAGCGAUUUUCUGGUUCCUCACCAUUUUUGCAGGAGCCUUUCUGGUCCCAUUUCUGAUCUUCUUUCCCGAAACCGCUCGUGGCGUCGUCGGCGAUGGCUCUCUGCCGCCGCAGAAAUGGAAUAUGUCCCUGAUUAGCUACCUCAAGUCCCGCAAGGCGAGGGAAGAAGGAAUCCAGUCACCAGCGAGUUCGAAAAAGCAGAAACUGAGCUUCCCAAACCCCUUCAACACGCUCAGCAUCGUGUUCCAAAAAGACACCAGCAUCAUUCUAUUAUGCAAUGCGAUCCUGUUUGCAGGGUUCUACGAUGUCAGUGCCACUAUCCCCUCGAUCUACAGUCAAUUGUACGGGCUGGAUGAUCUGCAGAUUGGCCUGUGCUACAUCCCCUUUGGUCUCGGGGCCACCAUCGCAUCCGUCCUAAAUGGCAAAUUCCUGGACUUCAAUUAUCGCCGGCUGGCAAAGCAGCUGAACUUCCCACUGGUCAAGAACCGCUCUGUAGACCUGCGACAUUUUCCAAUCGAAAGCGCACGCCUUCAGAUUGCGUUUCCUCUCUUGACCAUUGGAAGCCUGAGCAUCGUGGCCUUUGGAUGGUGCUUAAACUAUGGUGUCCACCUCGCUGCACCUACUACCAUUCUAUUUGUCAUGGGACUUUCUUUAACGGGAUCCUUCAAUACCGUUAGCACACUCUUGGUAGAUCUGUAUCCGACACAGGCUGCCAAAGCAACGGCAGCUAACAACUUUGUCCGGUGCCUACUUGGAGCUGGUGCCACGGCCGUUGUGGAUCUCAUGUUGUCAGCCAUGGGUCGCGGUUGGUGCUUCACCUUUGUUGCCCUUGUGAUGCUAUGUACGUCGCCUUUACUUCUGAUCGUAAUUUGGAAGGGGCCGCAAUGGCGAGAGGAGCGUCGCCUGAGAGAAGAAUCUAAGAAGCUGGACGAUCCGCCGCAUGAGACAUCUCCGCAGAGCGUCAAGAUCGGCUGA
Molecule: messenger RNA, 2967 nt
Organism: Penicillium verhagenii
Lineage: Eukaryota; Fungi; Ascomycota; Eurotiomycetes; Eurotiales; Aspergillaceae
Gene: bna5-1
Product: kynureninase
Exons: 6
Coding region: 1-2967 (988 amino acids)
Biological process (GO): NAD+ biosynthetic process; transmembrane transport
Cellular component (GO): cytoplasm
Molecular function (GO): kynureninase activity; transmembrane transporter activity; pyridoxal phosphate binding
Source: RefSeq, a predicted model, not a curated record